GCAGCUUAGUUGGUAACGAAUGAAGUAAUUUUUUACAAGUCUUUUGAAGAAUCUGUCCCUAAGCAAUUGAGUCGGCCUGACUUUCUUGUUGGCCUGACUUUGUUUUUGGAUUACUUUAUGAGUUCUCCUGCUCGUGAGUACACGGUAAACAAAUAAGCGACAAUAAACUUUCUCUGUAUUUCCGUCGCCGUAUCAACGUCGCAAUUAAGAUGAGCUGCAACGAUAAGAAUGAUGGCAUCUCGAAGGAAGAGUGGCAGAGCCGUCUAGAAUCGUUUCCGUUCAAACAGGACGAUAUCAAUAAGUUGAUUAUGAAUUAUUUGGUUACAGAGGGCUUUAAAGAAGCGGCAGAAAAAUUUCAAGCAGAAUCUGGCGUCAUUCCGACAGUCGAUCUCGGGUCAUUGGAUAACAGGAUCCUGAUCAGGAAAGCUGUACAGAAUGGUUUCAUACAGGAGGCGACACAUCUUGUUAACCAAUUGCAUCCGGAAUUACUCGACAACGAUCGCUAUCUGUACUUUCAUUUGCAACAGCUCCAUCUGAUUGAGCUUAUUCGAGCUGGUAAAAUCGAAGAAGCGCUUACUUUUGCUCAAACUCAGAUAUCCGAGGCUGGCGAAAGCAAUCCAGGGGUGCUGAACGAGUUGGAACGAACACUUGCCUUGUUAGCAUUCGAGAAACCCCAGAAUAGCCCAUUUGCCGAUCUUUUGGAUCAGACACAUCGCCAGAAGGUGGCAAGCGAGCUAAACGCAGCGAUUCUAAAAAUGGAGCAUCAGGAACAAUCUAGUCCACGUAUGAUAAACAUCCUAAAGCUGAUUCUUUGGGCGCAAACCGAGUUGGACAAAAAAAACGUCAAGUACCCGAAGAUGGUGGAUUUGGCAACGGCUACUAUUGAACCGAAAUAAGACAAAAAUAUCGGACCUUCGUCUUCGUCUCGGCUAAGCAUUCUAGCAAAGUUAUCUUAACGUGAAUCAUGUGUAUGAUAAUUAAAGGUAGUUUACUACUGAUUAAUUUGUUCGUUGCUGUUUUUUGAAUAUGAUAGAAUAAAGCACAUAAGUGGAUCUUCCCGGUUGCGCAAAAAAUA
Anopheles cruzii is the source of this 1075-nucleotide messenger RNA. Its product is annotated as glucose-induced degradation protein 8 homolog. Gene Ontology annotation, biological process: proteasome-mediated ubiquitin-dependent protein catabolic process. NCBI's taxonomy places the organism in Eukaryota, Metazoa, Arthropoda, Insecta, Diptera, Culicidae. Gene Ontology annotation, molecular function: protein binding. The record is from RefSeq and is a predicted model, not a curated record. Gene Ontology annotation, cellular component: cytoplasm; nucleus. The transcript is spliced from 2 exons. Bases 210 to 896 code for a protein of 228 amino acids.